UUCCAGGGGUUUCUACUUCUUUUUUGAAAACAUCGUACAGUGUCUGUCUAGCUCAAGUCUCCUGGUUGGCUGGUGAUAGCCUGGUGUCAAACUGUUGUUAUAGCCCGUCCGAGACAUUCAUGUCCACCUCUGAUAAGUUGCUCAAUAAGAAUCAAGAACUUCAUCAAAAGACGACGAUGUUUUUUUCUCAAAAGACGCUGUUGGCGUUAAAGCCUGUUGACAGUAAAGACAGACUAUAGACUGAUACUACAGACUAUACGUCAAGGCCUCUGAGGCCUAACUCGAGGGCGCAAGGCCAAACUACAUUUCCCAUCCCCCCCUCGGUGAUGCAAGCGCGUCACGAAGGAAAGUGGGAGGUAAUGUGGAGACUGCAAAUCGACAAGUCGCAAAAGCAACAUUAGCAGACCUUCGCCUGGAGCACAACUACAACGGUUAUCGCGACUUUCACUCGUUUUUUUUUAUUAGAUUAGAUUGUUUUAACAAUGGUAGCAACAGCAUUGUUCGCUUUCGUGACUGUUCUAUCAUCGAUCGAAAAACGUCCCAUCAUCGACCAGACUCAGCUGAUUAAAGUACCAGAAGGAUCUAAUUUGACUCUACAGUGUCAAACUGAUCCAGAGAUCAACCUAACAAACUUCACCUUGGACUGGAAGAGAGUGGACAUCCCAAAUGUCUCAGACCGCUUUGUCUACUCCCGUCGUCGUGGGACAGAUCAUCCUGAGGAACAGAUACAGCGAUACAAGAACAGAGCAGAGCUGAUUAAAGAGGACCUGACCAGAGGACGGAUGACUCUACUGAUCCCCACAGUCCAGCAGUCUGACACAGGACACUUCAAAUGCUUCAUCCCAAAGCUGAACGUCAGCUUUGUUUUCAACAUUAAUGUGACAAAGAGAGAGGAUGUCGCCAUGACGACGUCUCCAGGAUACAGAGUCAUGAACCCCACUGUGUCUGGUCCUGUAGAGAAGAGAAGCUACUGGAUCAUUCUUGGUGUCUGUAUUUGUUUCCUCCUUGUUCUUGGUUUCAUCAUUGGAGUCCUGUGAAGAACAGAGGGAUUAGGAUUUACAGACGGAGAAUAGGUGAAGAAAUGGGAAUGCUGAGAUGAAGGAGACAAAGAUGAGGACGAGGACGUCACCACAGUGAACGUGGUCAUGAACCUCCAGCAGGGUCGGCUGUGAUUCUGGAGGACUCUACCUUCAGUCAUUUAACUCUCAUCUUGAGGAUGAACUGCUGGAAUAUUUUAAUGAAUCUGUUCAUAUUAGAUGUGUUUAUUCUGUUAACUAUGAUAUUUAUUUCUGUGCUGCACUUUGACUUGACGAUUGUUUUCUACCUUUUUCUUUGUAGAUAUUUUAGAUAUUUUAUUCUUUCUUUAAGCCAAAUCACAGUGUUUCCAUCAUGUCUCUUUCAAUAAAGUGAAACAGUUUCAGAGCCUCAGUGUUGAACGUCUCUACUUCAGGGUCACAUGUGGGACAGCAGUAGGUUUUUGAUCCAAUUAGAGCUCUGUACAUGAGUCGUGUUUGAGUAAAUGAUGAAAUAUGUUAUUUUCUUCAAGUCAUUAUAGGAUUCAACCAAAUAUUUUAGAAUAUUAGGAUAUUUUUUCACUUCUGUGAUAGAAACUUUUCUUUUUAGUGUGCUAUCCCUUGUAUGGUAUUUGGGUCAAAUUGACCCGUUUCAGAUUUUUACAAGAAUAAAAAUGGUAAAAGUAUAAAUUUUUUUCUACCUGAA
Messenger RNA from Mugil cephalus (flathead mullet), 1719 nucleotides. Its product is annotated as myelin-oligodendrocyte glycoprotein-like. The record is from RefSeq and is a predicted model, not a curated record. The transcript is spliced from 5 exons. The coding region runs from base 483 to 1037 and encodes 184 amino acids. Lineage: Eukaryota; Metazoa; Chordata; Actinopteri; Mugiliformes; Mugilidae.